Molecule: messenger RNA, 3805 nt
Organism: Chanos chanos (milkfish)
Lineage: Eukaryota; Metazoa; Chordata; Actinopteri; Gonorynchiformes; Chanidae
Gene: ripor3
Product: RIPOR family member 3
Exons: 23
Coding region: 114-3020 (968 amino acids)
Source: RefSeq, a predicted model, not a curated record
UGAAAGAGGGACAGGAAAGCUUUGAGUCAGCUUCAGUCCUCUGUGUUCAGCGGAUUUCAGACUGGUGUGAAAUUCAUAUUCCAGGACAAGAAGGUGCUUGUGUUGGGACGGGCAUGUCAGUGAAACUACGGUUUGAGUGCCCAGCUGAGGGCGGCAUGGUUCAGAGGAGUCGAUCCUUCACUGGAUUCAGCACCAUCAGCGGCAGACACAGGUCCUCAUCAGUGCGUGGAUCUCUCAGAACCAAAGUCUUCGCGGGGAGAUCUCCAAGAAUGUCUCCCUCCACUCGGCUUGGCAGCAGUGUCUGGGGACAACAGCCAGAACAGGUGGACAGAAUCUUUCAGGCUCUGAGGAAAGGGCUGAAGGAGUACCUGGAAGGGCACCAACUUGAACUGGACUUCCUGUCUUCCCAGCAAAGAGAUACCAAGAGGAACUCCAGACUGGCUUUUUUCUAUGAUCUUGAAAAGGAGAUUCGAGCUUUGGAGAGAUAUGUGCGCAGACUGGAGUUUCAUAUCAGCAAGGUGGAGGAGUUGUAUGAGACGUACUGCAUCCAGUGGAGGCUGUGUCAGGGAGCUGUGAACAUGAAGAGGGCCUUCUCCCUCUACCCGUCAUCUCGCGCCUCCAGAGAGAGCCUGCUAGAGCUCAGUCGCAACCACAGACACAGCCUGGAGGACAUGAGUGUUAUAGAGACUGAACUGGAAAUCCUGCUGGGCGAGUUACACAUAAAGAUGAAAGGACUAAUUGGUUUUGCUCGACUGUGCCCUGGAGAUCAGUAUGAGGUGCUGAUUAAACUGGGAAGACAAAGGUGGAGAAUCCGAGGUCGGAUCCAGACAGAUGAUGAACAGGCAUGGGAUGAAGAGGAGAUGGUCUUCCUCCCUCAUAUCCAUGAGAACUUUGAGAUAAAAGUGACAGAGGUGAAGGGGCUGGGCUCCAUUCUGGUUGGCAUGGUAACGUGUAAAAGUGCAGACUUCUUCAUGGCGCGGCCACAGAUAAUGGUGGUGGACAUCACAGAACUGGGUACCAUCAAGCUACAGCUGGAAGUUGUCUGGAACCCGUUUGACAGUGGAGAGACAAAACCAAUGGUGUCGUCCGCCAGUCGUCAGUCCCUCCCCAGCAGGAAAGGCUCAGUCUACAGCUGGACCCCCCCUAACACACCCAGCUUCUCUGAGAAGUAUUUCAUCUCUAUGAUGCGACAGUGGCAGGAUGCUGACAGCCCCCUCCUGUUGCGUUCCAGACCCAUGCGGGGGGUGUCUCUGUUCAGUUAUCUGUCUGACUGCUCCCCAGCCCUAACACCUCACACAUACAAGAGCAGGAGCCUUUCCCACAUCUCCCCGGAGACGCCCUCAGACACAUCCCCAGGGGAGGAGCUGCUGAAGCCCCCCUUGGAGGAUGAGGCUGACGACUGGUCCGCCGAUCCCAGCCCCAGUCUGGACGGAAACCAGCAUGAUUCCACACUCAUGCUCCAUCGUUACAGCACUCCGGACAUUCUGAAACAGAACAGAGAGACGGUGGAUGAGGGAGUGCAGAGCAGAACUGUGACAGGUGGGCAGGAGGAGACGGGGCCGGUUGGGGAGGUGCUGUCAGAGGAGAAGGUCCCGGUGCAGCCAGCAGUCAGUGGCACUCAGAUGAGGGCAGCAGCUCUGACACUGAGUACGGUCCUGAGAGAGCUGGACAACAUCCUGGAGAACACGACCCUCACCGAGCCUGAGCUCAAGAGACUGGACCAACAGAUACAGCGACUCAACGAGAUCCUAAAGAAUGACCUAGAGUCGCUGAAGAAUUCCUCCACAGAGACGCUGGCUGUAGAGGAGGUGUUGGGCAGUUUUGACUUCCUGUCCACAGACUUUAACGCAGAUGAGGUGUCGUGCAUGGGCAGUAUGAGCCUGAGGGAAACGGGGAUCAGUACGUUUCAGGAGAACACCCUGAGGAGUCUGGGUCUCCUCUCUCAGGACUCCUCCACGGCCAUGGAGAGAGACGGCCGUACCUCCAGGGGCAGGAAAAGCCCUGGACAGCAGGUGCCACUCAGCAUGGGGGACCACAGCCUGGACCAGGCCUUAGAGGUCCACUUGGGCGUCUGCAUGGUCCUGCUGAGGGCACUGAGUCGGUCGGAUUCUGAUGCUGUACGGAAGGACAUUCUAGAAGAACUGUCUCGACAAACUGAUGUGGUUGAAAAAAUGGUCAAGUUGUCACUGGGAAAGAUGGACAAGCUCUUGAUAUCUGACUUACUGCCUACAGGUCCCAGGUCAAAGGGCAUUCGGGCAUUCUGGGAAGAGUGUAUAGACGGUCACUCCCUCUUCUGCUGCACCGCAGACAGGUUUCUCAGCACUCUGAAGAAACGUUUCAUACACAAGGUCAAAGCAAAGCGGCCCGGCCAGUCUGAUGCAGUGUUUAUACAGUUGCUACAGCAGAUCCAGGCUGGUUGCAGGAUGGUGCCUUUAGCUCAGUACACCCCAGACAGAGUGACGGUCUUCCAGCUUCAGGUCUACCUCAGCAGAUGGAAUCUCACUGAUUUUGGAGAGCACAUCUCCCAACUCUCAAGAGAAGUGUAUUUCCUGUCCCGUCUGGAAACCCCAAAGAGGAGGAGGGCCCUGAGGAAGCUCAGAGGGAAACGGAUCUCAGAGCUGCAGCCUCUGUGGAGAACCCUGCAGCUCCUGGCCCUGCUGCAGGUCGACCCCAAUCCUAAAGUUGCCCAGGCCGCCGCCACCUGUCUCUGCAGGGCCUCGGGCUUAAGGGCCUUCAGGUCAAAGGCUGUGGUGUACUACACUGAGCUGCUGAGAGACAGUGAUAUACGCCAGCAGCAGGCAGCGUGUCUCGCCCUCAAAUGUCUCAAGGCAACGGAGAGUGCAGACCAGGUGGCUGAGCUCUGGCGUUCUGCGGACGAGGACUUGCGAAACGCUGCCAGAGAGACCGUGCUGUCUUUCGGUAAAAAGGGUCAUCUGGCAUUCCAGCGUAUGGACAGGAUCUGCAGUGAGUUACAGGAAGAAGCAUAUCGCAAUCUGGACACAGAGACCACCAUCUUAUAGAGACCUCCUCCUAACACAGCUCCUCUGUCAGGGUCAAAGGUCAAAAUAUCAUUCUCCCUAACAGGGCAGCACAAAAUGGAUAACAGUAUUAAUUAAAGCUUCACAUAUAUGGGAGUAGUCUUGACAUGAUUAUAUAAACCUCCCUACCCUUGGUGGCAAAAUGCUUAGCCAAUCAACACACUGCAAAAGGACUCCAUGCAAACAAAUAGGGGACGCACAGUGACAAGAACAAACGCAUGAGAGUGAAACAUGAAGCACAAAAACAUAAAACAAGAGAUGAAACCACACGCACACACCUAGUGUUCAGGAGUAACAUAGAGCUAUGACCAGUUAGAUCACAUUUAACAAGAUGCUGAAUUUUGGAGGAGAUCCACAACAGAAGUGCUCCAGGAAGCAGGAGGCCGUGUCUGGGACAUGGCUCACAUGUGCUGCGUUGAGCAGAAGUAAUCAGUAGCAGCAGUGUUGAAAGACAGAAUCUGCUGUUAAAGAGAGAGGGAAACACUCAUUUAAAUUCAGACACAUGAAAAUGUUUCUUACCCAUGAUGAGACAAAAAGUUGUCUAACAUUUCUGCAUAAAUGUUCCAAAUUCUUCCCACUAUUUAAAAGCAUUACAACCAUUACAUAGCAACAGCCAUCCCCUCAGUCUCGCUCAGAGCCCUGUAGUUGCUAGACCACUUUUACUGUCAGUUUCCCAUAAUGCAGUGUUUUCUCGUGUUUUUGUUUCUGUCAUACUGCCCUCUUGUUCUCUGAUGCCGUUGGAUCCUUUCGAUUUCUUCCUUAUUUAU